UUUGCAAAAGAAGAUGUGAGCAGGGCCAGUGUCUGGGUGGGGAAAUGCUCCGAAGGCGCAGGGGAGCGACCGCAGCGCUCACGGAAAAUGAACGAGUCGCUCCAGCCCGGCAGGAUGCUGCUCCCCCUGCUCUGCCCCCAGCGCUGCCGGCCCCUCCGCUGCCUCCUGCGGGCCCUGUCCCGCUGCCCACAGCAUGGGAGCAGGGCUGGCUGUCCCCACAGGGCUCUGCACACAGCCUGGGCCCCCUGCAGCAGUGACAUCACCCCCGUGUUCACCAGGGCCCCGGCGUUUGGGGACAAAGUGGCCAUCGUGGACCGGAACGGGGAGCACACGUACAGGGACCUGCUGAGCCGCAGCCUCCGCCUGUCCCGGGAGAUCUGCAGCGUCCUGCAGUGCCCCAGCAGGGACCUGAAGGAGGAGAGGAUCUCCUUCCUGUGCCCCAACGAUGCCUCCUACGUGGUGGCCCAGUGGGCUGCGUGGAUGAGCGGGGCCAUAGCGGUGCCCCUGUACAGGAAGCACCCUGUGCCCGAGCUGGAGUACGUGAUCCAGGACUCCCAGAGCGCCCUGCUCAUCACAGCCGAGAAGUUCCUGGGCAAAAUAACCCCCAGUGCCCAGAAACUGGGAGUCCCUGUGCUGCCCCUUCCCAGCUCUGGGGCUGGUGGAUCCGCUGCAGCCACGGAGGAGGGGCCCUUGCCGAGCUGUUCCUCGUGGAAGGACAGAGGAGCCAUGAUCAUCUACACCAGCGGGACCACGGGGAGGCCCAAGGGUGUGCUCAGCACCCACGAGAACGUGCAGGCUGUGACCACGGGGCUGGUUGAGAAGUGGGAGUGGAAGAAGGAGGAUGUGAUCCUGCACGUGCUGCCUCUGCACCACGUCCACGGGGUGAUCAACAAGCUGCAGUGCCCGCUGUGGGUGGGAGCCACGUGCGUCAUGUUCCCGGAAUUCAGCGCGCACACGGUGUGGAAGAAGCUCCUGAGCUCCGAAGCUCCCCGUGUCAAUGUGUUCAUGGCAGUGCCCACCAUCUACGCCAAGCUGAUGGAAUAUUAUGAUGAGCAUUUCACCCAGCCCCAGGUGCAGGAUUUCGUGCGUGCCUAUUGCCAGGAGAACAUCAGGUUAAUGGUGUCAGGCUCAGCAGCCCUGCCUGUGCCUGUCCUGGAGAAGUGGAAGAGCAUCACAGGGCACACCUUGCUGGAGAGGUAUGGGAUGACUGAGAUUGGCAUGGCGCUUUCUAACCCUUUGCAUGGAGUCCGAGUGCCAGGUUCUGUGGGCACCCCCCUGCCCGGCGUGGCCGUGCGCAUCGCCAGCGAGACCCUGAGCAGCGGUGCCCGCUCCUACAGCAUCCACGCCCAGGGCGAUGAGAACAGCACACAGGUGACGCCGGGCCUGGAGGGACAGGAGGGGGAGCUGCAGGUGAAGGGGCCCUCGGUGUUCCGUGAGUACUGGAACCGACCCAAGGAGAGCGCGGACGCCUUCACGCCCGACGGAUGGUUCCGGACAGGUACGGGGACACGGACAGCAGCGGGAGCAGUGCCUUGGCACAGGGACAGGGACAGGGACAGCAGCUCAGGGUGGCUGGGAGGGCUUGGAGAGAGCUGGGAGCGCAGGCUGGAUGUGCUUCCAUGCCAGCCUCGGCCAUGGUGAAUCACCGAGUGAUGGGGGGCUGUUUGGGGUCCUUUGCUCUAUAAUACCGCUGCUUAAUGUUUUCCUGGGAAUUCAGCUUUGCAGACAGGUGGGAUUUGUCUCAAUUUACACAGGGAUUGUGUCUCAGAAUCAUUAACCACCAACUAGAGCCCCCUGAGAGGAGGGUGCGGCCAGGUGGGGGUUGGGUUCCACUUCCAGGCUUCCAGUGAUUUGAGGAAAUGGCCUCAGGCUGUGCCAGGGGAGGCUCAGGUGGGAUAUCAGCAGGAAUUUCAUAAUGGGAAGGGCUGUUCAUUGGCAGGGGCUGCCCAGGGAGCUGCUGCAGUCUCCAUCCCUGGAGGUAUC
Messenger RNA from Zonotrichia albicollis (white-throated sparrow), 1983 nucleotides. NCBI's taxonomy places the organism in Eukaryota, Metazoa, Chordata, Aves, Passeriformes, Passerellidae. The record is from RefSeq and is a predicted model, not a curated record.